GGAAAGAAUCGAUAUAUUUUUUUAGUGACCCUGGAACGCAGGUAGGUAUACUUGCCUAUGAGAAAGCCGACUUGCCGCCUCCCCCCCAACAUCAUACUUUACUGGCUGUGCGCCGUAACCUCGCCGGUCUGGUCGUAGCGAUAGGUAGGCAUAUCUACGCACCCGUCUUGCGGAUAUCCCAGGACACGGCAUCCCGAUAGGGGAAUGAACCCAUCCUUCUCUUCUCGUCGCUAGGUAGCCGGCGGGUAUGAGCCGAUUCGCACUCGCAUGCCGAGCUUCCCUCAGGUCCUCUCGGCUGGGCAGGCUAUCGAGAUUACCGUCCGUGUUUCUAACAUAUCGCGUCAACCGUUCCAAUGCUAGACGCUUCUCGAGUCACACUCUCCCACACCACGAUGUCGGGAUCCAGUACCACGAUACUGGCAUCCAGUAUGUCCGCAACAUUGGCAUCAUAGCCCACAUCGACGCUGGGAAGACGACGACCACAGAGCAGAUGCUCUACAACUGUGGCGCCUUGAAACACGCAGGCAACGUCGACCACGGAGAUACCGUGACCGACUUCUUGCCUAUGGAGAGGCGGAGGGGUAUCACCAUCCAGUCCGCGGCAAUUACCUUCCACUGGCCUCCCAAGGAGCGCCUAAAGCACAACGGCAGGCAGCAUGUGAUCAAUUUGAUCGACACCCCCGGCCACGUCGAUUUCAGGUUCGAGGUCGAGCGUUGUAUGCCCGUUCUCGACGGGGCCGUCUGUAUCAUCGAUGGCGUCGAGGGUGUCGAGACGCACACCGAGAGAGUUUGGUUCUCCGCCCAGGAGUUUAAGGUGCCUCGAGUCAUCUUCGUGAAUAAGCUCGACCGCGACGGCGCUUCCUUCAAGAAAUCCGUGCAGGAUAUCGCGUUGAAGCUCGACGGGAUGCCUCUGGUCUGUCAUAUACCCUGGUGGGGUAGAGACACUAUACGCGGCGUGGUCGAUGUGAUCACGCGCUCUGUUGUCAGUUGGGCCGGGACGAAAGAUACCCAUGAAGAACUAUCAGACAAGAUCCUCGAAGGGUCUAUCAAGGACGAGACCGAGCGCGCGCGAGAGAAUCUGAUCGAGCAACUCUGCGAGAAGGAUGACGAGCUGCUAGAAAUGUGGACUCUGCAAGGGAAAGAUCUGCCCGCGGAAGCUGUUAAAAAAAGCCUUCGUCGCGUCAUCAACGAAUGCGACGGCUCUCUGAUACCUAUUUUUGCGGGAUCUAGUUUGAAGAACAUCGGCGUCGCCGCCCUGCUGGAUGCGGUUACAGAUUAUUUACCGAGUCCUUCGGAUCGUCCCGAGCUCGAGGUGCGGGUUGGACAAACCCAUCAACCACUUAGCAAGGUUCUCCCCGCGACAACGGGUUCCAAAAAGCCGAAGCCUCAUAUCGAUGCCCUCGCUUCCGUUUUCAAGGUGGUCAACGACGCUCGUCGCGGAAUGCUGACCUUUGUGCGAGUCUAUCACGGUAUCUUAAAGAAGAACACGUCAAUGUGGAAUGCCAACCUACAACAAUCCGAGAGGCCCCUCGGUAUGAUGCAGAUAUCGGCUGCGCAGACGGUCGAAAUACCGCACCUAUCUCCGGGGCAAAUAGGCGCAAUCACUGGUCUGAAGGCCGCAAGGACUGGCGACACCUUGUUGACUUUUGGUUCCCACAAGUUGCUGCGGUCAGAUCUUGCCACCAUGCAAGUACGACCCCCGGACAUCCCUCCCGCUGUGGCUUUUAUCGUCUUAGACGCUUUGAGCCCAACGGGUGCCAAGGCUCUCGAGGCGGCCUUGGAGAGUCUCUCGAGAGAAGACCCCAGCCUACGAUGGUCCAAGGACGAGAAGACGGAGCAGUACACGCUUUCCGGGAUGGGCACGCUGCACUUGGAAGUCGCACGGGAUCGCCUCGAGAAUCACUACAAGGCCGAGGCGUAUUGGGGCGCUAUCUCGGUUGACUACAAAGAAUGCUUAACCGUGCCGACAGCUCCGCAUCGGGCAGUCUUCGACAAGGUAGUAGCGGGCAAAGAGGGCAAGGCGGCCUGUUCGGUUGUCAUCGAGCCUCUGCAAGGCCGCGAGCGCCCGACGGAGCUGGGACCUCACAUCGAGCGGGACGGAAACAUCAUCCAGGUGGAAUUUGCGCAGCAGAGCCCCUCAGUUGAUGUCGAAAUCACUAGACAGCAGCUCACGAAUGGUGCGAUAUCGGCGCUUGCCAGGGGCCCUCGUCGCAAUUCCCCGAUGCAUUCGUGCCUCGUCACGAUCACAUAUGACACCACGACCGACCUAUUUGGGCCCGCCCCCCCGGCGCAUCUCGCCGGCGCCGCUCACAAGGCGGUACGAUCGGCACUUAAGGAGGCGCACCAGCAGGGGACAGUCAGUAUCUUCGAGCCGGUCAUGCUGGCUACGAUUGUCUGCCCUGAAGUAUCAGCAGGAGCGGUUCAACAUGAUAUCCACUCCGUUCGCGGCGGCCACGUCCUCGAGAUCAAGGAUAUGCAAAACAUGCCGGCCCGAGAUGGUACUCUCGUAGACGUAGAGGACAUCUAUGCACCACCAGACCCUUACGAGUUCCAGACCACGCUGCGGGAAACUCAGAUCGGCCGCCCACGAAUGCUCGAGAUCACGGCCCGGGUGCCAUUCGUCGAGAUGCUCGACUACGACAACGUCCUCCGUAGUAAGACCGCCGGCAGGCACUCCCUGACGAUGUCCUUAGAUACUUUCGAGAGAGUCACCGGCCCGAGAGAGAAGGCUCUUUGACUUCGUCCCUCGGAGCGGGACCGAGUUGCGCUUGCGAGAGCAGAACUCGUGGUCGUAGUGUGUUGUUUCUAUGAUAUAUAACCUUCCCUACAGUAUAUGGACAAAAGACCUUGCGCUUCAGGCAACGCGAAGAGAGUUUCGGAGCGGAUU
This is a messenger RNA of Durotheca rogersii, 2887 nucleotides long. RefSeq names its product P-loop containing nucleoside triphosphate hydrolase protein. Bases 248 to 2737 code for a protein of 829 amino acids. Lineage: Eukaryota; Fungi; Ascomycota; Sordariomycetes; Xylariales; Xylariaceae. The transcript is spliced from 3 exons. Gene Ontology annotation, biological process: mitochondrial translation; ribosome disassembly. Gene Ontology annotation, cellular component: mitochondrion. The record is from RefSeq and is a predicted model, not a curated record. Gene Ontology annotation, molecular function: GTP binding; GTPase activity.